Messenger RNA from Colletotrichum karsti, 495 nucleotides. Its product is annotated as stress response rci peptide. Gene Ontology annotation, cellular component: fungal-type vacuole lumen; fungal-type vacuole membrane. NCBI's taxonomy places the organism in Eukaryota, Fungi, Ascomycota, Sordariomycetes, Glomerellales, Glomerellaceae. Gene Ontology annotation, biological process: endosome transport via multivesicular body sorting pathway. The record is from RefSeq and is a predicted model, not a curated record. The coding region runs from base 1 to 495 and encodes 164 amino acids. Gene Ontology annotation, molecular function: ubiquitin protein ligase binding. The transcript has 3 exons.
AUGUGUUCCGCAGACAUCUUCCUCGGCCUCCUGGCCCUUCUGUUCCCGCCUCUACCCGUCUGGGUCAAGCGCGGCAUCUGCUCCGCGGACUCCUUCAUCAACAUCCUCCUCUGCCUCCUCGGCUACAUCCCAGGCCUCAUCCACGCCUGGUACAUCAUCGCCAAGUUCCCCGAGCCUGACUACGAGUACGAGUCCCUCCCGCAGCAGGACCGCGAGGGCGGCCGCGUCACCUACGUCUUCGUCCACGGCAACGGCCCCAACAGCAGCAACGGCCCUUCGGCCCCUCACACACGCCAGCCCAAGCCGCAGCCCCGUCCCUCGCAGCACCAGCAGGGCGGAAACGUCAGCUACGGCACGAACAGCAACAACAACGCGAACGUCGGCGGCUCGAGGCCCCAGCAGGACGGCGCCGGCGAGGGGAGCAGCGACGGCGCGGUGCCGCCCACCUACGCCCAGGCCGUUGCCGGCGACAACAAGAUUCAGACCCGGGACUGA